GGGCCGGAAGUGACACACACACUCGCGCGCCGCUGUAUUGUCGAUAAACUGAUCAGAAGUCUUCAUUUUGUGUGUGUUUUCGCUGUUUAUCGAUCAUCAGUGCUGAAGGGACGCGUGUAUUUGCUCCUCCAUGGCUCCUACCAUACAGACGCAGGCGCAGCGGGAGGACGGACACCGGAGUUCAGCACACAGGACUGUUCCAGAGAGGUCUGGUGUGGUGUGCAGAGUCAAGUAUGGAAACAGUCUACCGGACAUCCCGUUUGACCCCAAGUUCAUCACCUAUCCAUUUGACCAGCACAGGUUUGUGCAGUAUAAAGCCACAUCUCUGGAGAAACAGCACAAGCAUGAGCUGCUGACUGAGCCGGAUCUGGGCGUCACCAUCGACCUCAUCAACCCUGACACAUACCGCAUCGACCCCAACAUUCUGCUGGAUCCUGCUGACGAGAAGCUACUGGAGGAGGAGAUCCAGGCUCCGUCCAGCUCAAAGAGGUCGCAGCAGCAUGCGAAGGUAGUGCCGUGGAUGAGGAAGACUGAGUACAUCUCCACUGAGUUCAACAGAUACGGCGUAUCCAACGAGAAGGUGGAAGUCAAGAUCGGUGUGUCUGUGAAGCAGCAGUUCACAGAGGAGGAGAUCUAUAAAGACAGAGACAGUCAGAUCGCUGCCAUCGAGAAGACCUUCGAAGAUGCUCAGAAAUCAAUUUCUCAGCAUUACAGCAAACCCAGAGUCACACCGGUGGAGGUGCUGCCUGUCUUCCCUGACUUCAAGAUGUGGAUUAAUCCGUGUGCUCAAGUCAUCUUUGACUCUGAUCCAGCUCCUAAAGAUGUGUCUGCACCGGCAGGAGUGGACAUGAUGUCACAGGCCAUGAUCAGAGGUAUGAUGGACGAGGAAGGGAAUCAGUUUGUGGCGUAUUUCCUGCCUAAUGAAGACACAAUGCGCAAACGCAAGAGAGACGUGGAGGAGGAGCUGGACUACAUGCCUGAGGAAAUGUAUGAAUAUAAGAUUGCUCGUGAGUAUAACUGGAACGUGAAGAACAAGGCCAGUAAAGGAUACGAGGAGAACUACUUCUUCAUCUUCAGAGACGCAGACGGAGUUUAUUAUAAUGAGCUGGAGACCAGGGUGCGUCUGAGCAAGCGUCGGGCGAAGGUUGGAGCUCAGUCAUCCACAAACGCAGUGCUGGUGUGUAAACACAGAGAUAUGAAUGAGAAGGAGCUGGAGGCUCAGGAGGCUCGCAAGGCUCAGCUGGAGAACCACGAGCCGGAGGAUGAAGAGGAGGAGCUGGACCUGGAGAAGGACAUGCAGGAGGACUCAGGCGAGGAGCGUGAGAAGCCCAGCGACUCUGAAAACUCUGAGAGUGAGUCUGAGCGUGAGGAGGAGGAGGAGCGUCCUGCUGAUGAAGAUGAGGAAGAGGAAGAGGAUGAGGAGAGCGUUAAGCGGCGGCGUGAGAGGAAGAGCAGCGGCAGCGAGAGCGGAGAUGAUCGGCAGGCCCGUGACGAGGAGGAGAUCUUCGGCAGUGAUGACGACAGCGAAGAAGAGGAGGAGGAAGAAGAGGAGGGUGGAGCCAGGAGGCGGAGCAACAGCAGCAGCGUCCAGCAGAGCGCCAGUGAGCGCGCAUCCGACUCCAGUGACGCCAGCGACUCCGACUGAACACAACACUGCUGACCCCAGAGCAGUUCUGUGUUGCUUCUUCAGGGGGACAGUUCACCCUAAAAAUCAUUUUGACCCAUUUAUGAGUUUCUUUCUUCUGUUGAACACAAAAGAAGAUAUUUUGAAGAAUGUUUAUGAACCUGUGACCAUUGAGUGCUUUUCUUACUAUGUAAAUCAGUGGUUACCGAUUUUCAGCUGUCUUCACAAUAUCUUUUGUGAUCAACAGAAGAAAAUGAAGUGAACGAUGAGUAAAUACUGAUUGAAUUUUUGGUGAACUAUGCCUUUAACUCUCUUAUUUAAAGGGAUAGUUCACCCCAAAAAAUGACAUUGACUCAUUUACUUGAAGUGGUUUAAUAAUGUUUUUGUUCUGUUAAACAGAAAUUAAGUUAUUUCAAAGAAUGCUGGAAACCGGUAACUAUUGACUUGCCUUAUAGGAAAAACAAAUACUAUGGAGGUCAAUGGUUACCUGUUUCCAGCAUUCUUCAGAAUAUCUUCUUUUGUGUUCAACAGAAGAAAGAAACUCCUAAAGGUUUGUGACAGGUGUAUUAUAAGUAAAUAAUGACAGAAUAAAUUCUCUUUAACUGAAAAUAAGAUAUUAUUUAGAGAAUUCUGUAAACCGGUAACCAUUGACUUCCAUAGUAGGAAAAUCAAAUACAAUAGAAGUCAAUGGUUACAGGUUUACAGCAUUUUAAAAUCUUUAACAGAAGAGUUUACUCUCCCUCAGUGGUUUCAAACAAAGUUUUAUUUCUGUUGUACACUGAAGAAGAUAAUUGGAAGCAUGCUGGAACCCUCUAACAUUGACUUCCAUAGUAGGAAAAACAAAUACUAUGACAGUCAAUGGUUACCGGUUUCCAGCAUUGUUUAAAAUGUUCAUUUGUGUUAGACAGAAGAAAGCAACUCAAGCUGGUUUUUGACAAGUGAAGUAUAUAUAAGUAAAUAAUGACUAAACUUUCAUUUUUAGUGAACUAUCCCUUCAACACUCUCGUUUAUAGGACAGUUUAAAAUAUAUCUAAAUGUACUCUCCCUUGAUGAGUUUCUUUUUUUCAGUUGAACACUGUAGAAAGCUGAAACUGGUAACCAUUGACUUCCAUAAUAUGUGUUUUACCUGCUAUGAAAGUCAAUGGUUACCGGUUUCAAACAUUCUUCAAAAUAUCUUCUUUUGUGUUCAACAGAAUGAAGAAACUCCUGAAGGGUGUGAAUCCACAUAAGGGAAAGUGAACAGUGAGUAAAUGUUGUUAUUGUGUGAACUGCCCCUUCAGCCGUCAGUGUUUCAGUGCUGGACGAGUGUGAACGUUGAGCUGGAUGGAUCAGCCCUUCUGCUGGAGUUUGAGAUUUUUCAUUUGCUGUUUGAUCUUCUUGUUUUAUUUGAUUAUGGACGGAGCCCGAGCGAGUGAAAUGCUUAUUAGUGAGCGUCUCUUUGUCGUUGUUGCUCUCAGUACAGUGUAAACAUUGUAAAUAAACUGAUUUUGUUA
Molecule: messenger RNA, 3117 nt
Organism: Danio aesculapii
Lineage: Eukaryota; Metazoa; Chordata; Actinopteri; Cypriniformes; Danionidae
Gene: paf1
Product: PAF1 homolog, Paf1/RNA polymerase II complex component
Exons: 14
Coding region: 131-1645 (504 amino acids)
Biological process (GO): transcription elongation by RNA polymerase II
Cellular component (GO): Cdc73/Paf1 complex
Molecular function (GO): chromatin binding; RNA polymerase II complex binding
Source: RefSeq, a predicted model, not a curated record